AUGGUGACAACUUUCAAUUUGUCAGUGUUAUCUUCAUUGGAUGCCAGAAUGGAUGAUAAUGGAACACACAACAGCACUAUAUUCCACCCCAACAGCAGUAACAAUCCAGACUUUAACAUAUCUAGAAUGAUAGGAUUGCUUUCAACAAGCACCAUCAUUCUUUUAGUUGCUUCCUUGGAUUUUGGGGGGAAUGGACUCGUCAUAUGGCUUCUUGGGUUUUGCAUUAAGAGGAAUCCCUUCACCACCUACAUUUUGAACCUCUCAAUUGCUGACUUCGGGGUGCUUACAGCUCUAGCUGUUUAUAUUAUAAGUUGUAUUUUUUAUUGGUUUUAUGAUAUUGACACUGUUUUUCUCAUAGUAUCAUUUGAGGCCUUCUUCCUAUUCACAUUCACCACUAGUCAGUUUUUACUGACAGUCAUCAGCAUCGACAGGUGUGUGUGUCUCUUCUUCCCACUUUGGCAUCGAUGCCACCGGCCUCCACAUUUAUCUACCACUGUUUGUGUCAUCAUAUGGAUCCUCAGCUUCCUCCUUUCUGCUACCUUCUUUGCACUAUCAUUCAAGAAGUGGUAUGACAUAAAAUUCUACCAGUUUGUCCUGAAUGCCCUACUUUUCACUCCAGUCAUGUCAGUCUCCACCAUCACUAUGUUAAUUAAAAUCUGCUUAAUAUCAAAACCUUAUAAGCGGAGAAAGCCUUUAACAGCCAUUUUGCUUAGUCUUCUCUUCUUCCUCCUCUUUGCUUUUCCAUUAAAUGCUGUUCUGUCUCUCUUCCUUAAGGCCUUCAUAUUAAUGUAUGUCAUUGCAUAUGGCUAUAUAUGUGUCUCUCUAAACAGCAGUAUUAACCCUCUGAUCUACUUCCUUGUAGGCAGAAAGAAAAGAGGUCGAUCUAGGGAGAGAAUAAAGAAAAUAUUUGAGGAGAUGUUCAAAGAGGAGGAGAACUGUACAGAGGAGGUGGAUCCACCAAAAGAAACUAAGUUAUGAUCUCCAUAAUAGAGCCUUAGUAUUGUAGAUUUAAUUAUGCAUAUUCCGUCCCACCUUUUAAUCAAAUAGAUUGGUUCAUCCUAAAGUAAUGGUUGCCCACAACAAUUUUCCUAUUCAAAGAUAUAGCCAUGUGAGUCUGUAUCAGCAUACAAAGGAAUGCUACAGGAUUCUUUUGUGAACAGUUUCCAUAGUAUGAGAUGUACAGAAAUGAUCUUUUAUUGCUGUUGAAGAGACAAGAUAGAUGACACUGCAAGAGGCUUUGACAUGGGAGUGAAAGAGUUUUUGUAGCAUAAAAUAUCUAUUUCUUUCUUGGAACAUGGGAUUCCUAAAGCUCCCAGGAAGACUUAAGGCCAAAAAAGAAAAAGAAGAAAAUAAAAGAAAAAGAAAAAAAUUGUGUAAUAAUUUAAAGACACAAGCUGUUAUUCCCCAUCACAAUUAUGGAUAUGUAACCCGGAGUUACUUAGCCAUAACUGCUUCAUAUUCAUGAACCCUCCAUACUCCUGAUUGUGCCACUAUUGCCACAGUUGUAACAGUUCUAACCUACUUUAUCAGGCACCACCUGCUCAGAGGGAAGGAGGUGAAUUCUGUUGCGAUCAAGAUGCACGUUAGUGACAUUUCCACACACGCACCACCAGCAAGAAACACUAAAACAACCCAAAACACACCCCUGUCACCAUUUCUCACUACAACCUUGCUUGCUGGUGGGAGGAUGCUGGAAACAAUAUACCCAAUGUCUGCCAGAAUUGACCCGUUUCUCUUGGAGCAGCUGCUACAUUGUAAAGUAGGUUGGGGGAAUGGG
This is a messenger RNA of Sceloporus undulatus (fence lizard), 1777 nucleotides long. RefSeq names its product mas-related G-protein coupled receptor member H-like. Gene Ontology annotation, molecular function: G protein-coupled receptor activity. Gene Ontology annotation, biological process: G protein-coupled receptor signaling pathway. NCBI's taxonomy places the organism in Eukaryota, Metazoa, Chordata, Lepidosauria, Squamata, Phrynosomatidae. The record is from RefSeq and is a predicted model, not a curated record. Gene Ontology annotation, cellular component: membrane.